AUGUCUCAGGUGUCCCCUCGAUCUUCCCUGGUCUGAUCUUCCGAUGUUCCUUCGCUUCCGAGAUUCCGUGUCUUCCUUCUUUACUCAAAAUGUAGCUAUCUUCUAGGACCUGAAGUUCCUCGCGUUUCCCACCGCGUCCUCCUUGUUUGAGGUUGCUGAUCCAUACCCCUGAUUUCAUCUCGAUGCUGGCCUUAGACAGGCCGAUAUGUUCUUAUUCUUUCUGAUGCUGUGUUUUCUUCGUCCUGGAAUUCAUUUGUAUUUGUUUACCGUUGGAGAUGGCUACGUUUCCGGCUUAGACUGUAACGUAUCGCUCACGUUGAUGCUCGUUUUAAAUUUGAGACCCUAGCGAUCGCGCUAUUUUUUUCUGGCGGAAUAGUAAAAUCUAACCUCCCUAAAUGUUUCUGUGCAGGUGGACAGUCGAAACUCUUCUGCUGCGGGCAAACGUGCGCGAACCGAUGGUGGAUAUCCACUUCUCUUCUUGCUUUAUUUUCCUUCCCCAGGUUUCCCACCUUAAUUCUGGAUCUUAAUUCGUGGGUUAUCAAUUUCCCUCUCAUUCUUUGUAUUACAGGAGGACGCCGUGAAGAUGAUUGGACGUGUCCCAGCUGUGGGAAUGUUAAUUUCUCGUUUAGAACAACUUGCAAUAUGCGUAAUUGCACCCAAUCUCGACCCGCGGAUCAUAAUGUUGUAAGUUCGAGUCAGAGUGUGCUUCCAAUCUCUCAGUGAACAUCCUUAGAUAUUUGGGGUGAAGGAGUUACGCGGUUCAGUUGCAGUUUUUCCUAAUAUUUUAAUGGUGCAACCGCACUUGCAAUUAUCUCCACUGAAUCUCUACAUCCGUCAUAAAUUCUUUCUAUUCAUGUUGCUUAUGUGAUAUAGAUGCCCUAUCUUUCUUUUCACAAAUGUUUGUCCCAUCCUUCCUCUUUAACAGUUGUUUGUCUAUUCUAUUUAGAAACUGUGGCCGUAGAAGUGUUACGCUCUUCAUUUAGUUUCUCCGUUUCCUCUUCUUGCUGACCCCUUUCCAAUUUUUUGUUUCAAGAAACCUGGUGCCAAACCAAUGCAACCCACUCCGCCUUACACGUCGGCUGGUUACAUGGGCUCUGUAGCUCCUUCAAUGUAUCUAGGAGCUCCGCCUUAUGCUCCACUUCUCAACGGAUCAGCAAUGCCUCCAUAUGAUCUCCCCUUCUCUGGUGGCUCUGGAUACCAUUAUGAUUAUGGUAGUCGCCUUUCUAUGGGGAGUCCAUAUGGGGCGCUACACAUGUCUGGGCCGCCACCUUAUUCCGCUGGAGCCAUGAUGGGGGCAGGUAGUUGUAUAAGAAUAUUUUAGUUUAACACGUUAUGUACACCGGAUGAAUAAUUGUCAUUUAAUAUUGAGGAAUGUGUUGUCAGUUGGAUUUUAUUUUGUGGUUUAUGCUUUAUUUUUAAUCUGAGUAUUAAUCUGAUCGAAGUCGAUUCCCAUGUUUGUCAAAACAUUGUUGCAAUAGCAUCAUUCUCUUUGUACCGCUACUCACAGUACUUACAUGGCUGUAUUGUAGGUGGAAUGUAUGGUAUGGCGCCUCUGAUGGAUCGUUAUGGCAUGGGCAUGCAUAUGGGUCCUGGUGCCAUGGUAUGUCACAGCUUUAUUUAUUGUUUUCUUUGAUUUUUUAGAAUCAAUAUUGGUCGAUCAUAUCUUCCACGUGCUUACAUAUAUCAAAUAGCCGCUUUCUAAUUGUUCGAAUCAACCUGUUUAUUAGACCUUGCACUAAAUCAUUGAAGUGUUGCUAUUGCAGGUACCCAGGCUGGGAAUGUAUCCCGAUGAGAGCUCCCACAAGAGAAAUUCAGGUUAAAUCCUUUUCUUUUCUUGGUUCUCCCCAUUUAGGACGACUUAGCUUACACCUGUUAUAUUUACAGGACGUGAGAGUGAUUGGACUUGUCCGAAUUGUGGGAACAAUAAUUUUUCUUUUCGGACUGUCUGCAACAUGAGAAAAUGCAACACACCCAGACCUGGAACUCAGGUUCAUGUAGUUGUCCGCCUGAUUUUGAACUUUUACGCUUUAAGUUGCAUUAUUUACAGUUUUAAGUUUCCUGUUCGCUUCUCAUAAUUUAUCCUGAUCUUUUCCUCUAUGUCAUUGUUAAUUCACGAGCUUAUGUGCAUCCAUGUGGCAGUUCGAUGAACACGUCCAGAAUGUUAUUCAACCUGUUUUUCAAGAUUUUAGUUGGCAUGUUCUGUUUCCAGCUAUCACUUGGCUUCAAUUUCCUACCAGUUCUUGGGACGGUCUGAAGAUCCAGAUUGAUGUGACUGUGAAGUGUUUCUUAAGUAGUAUCUACCAGUUUAUAUUCGUGCCUUUCCGCUCCGAGUUAUUCUCUAGUGUAUCCACUGGAACUCUUAGGAUUCUGACUUUCUGUCCUUCAGACUCUGCUUAGCUACUUUACUUUUAAUUUAUUUAUUACUCUUGUGUACGUCUGGGAGAUGUCGGACGUGCCUCCUCCCUGCAUUUUUUUUAUAAUAAAUUUACUCUUUAUUUUUUUAAAAAACUGAUAAUGAUUUUAUUGAUUCUUCAAUUGGUUGCAGCCCUCUAAGCUUGAGAAUUCAAAAUCUUCCAGUAAGUAUAUGUGUUGUAGAGAUUGUACACACUUUUUUGGUUCGUUUAAUUAAAUUUACACGGACAUUGCAGAGCCAAAAAUGCCUGAGGGUAGUUGGAAAUGCGAAAAAUGCAACAACAUAAACUAUCCAUUCAGGACGAAAUGUAACCGACAGAACUGUGGAGCAGAACGACCAGCAGAAGCCAACGAUUCUGCGGAGGUAGUGUCCGAGGAUGAUGACAAGGUUUGUUGUUUUUUGCUCAUACUUUCGGAACAUCUGUUGUUUUUCCUUUACUGGAUGUGCUGGGAACAGAUACCAGAGUAUCAUAAACUUCAUAUUUUAAGCAAAAUUUCCUGCAAUGGUGUACGCUUGAGAUCACGUUUUAUAUCUUGUUUUCUUCCCUAAGUUUUUGCACGCAUUGAUUCUUAAUUCUGCUACUGUUCCAGUGAGUACUGUAACCCUUUUGAGGUCAAGACGGUCAAAAGUAGUCGUCAGCUCGCACACAUGUGGAUGUUUGAAAGGUCAGUCGUGUCGUGUUUGUCACUGAAGUUGUUGGGUUACUCUACCUCAUCGAACCCGUGUCAUGUCAUUGUAUUAGCAGAAACAUCUUCAUCAUUUCAGUUGGGAUUUGGUGGUAUAUCAGUCUUUGCAUAAGUCACUGUUAGAUUCUGAUUGUAUGCACAGGUUGGUUAUCAUGAUCUCUGGCAUAGAAGUUUGUGACUUUAAAAUAUUAUGUCAGAGGAUCGGUACUUAUGACCUCAAGUUAGUCGACUGGUGUUUGAUUUGUAGAUGCAACCUUUGGGAGACUGUCAUAUAUAUGAGGUUUCAAUUUACAGUUUCUUUGACUAGAUUUUUGUUGUGUUCACGGCACUGUAUUCACGAGUCGUCUUCAAUGCCUUUAAAUGUAUCAGGCAUGAUAUCGUUGAAUCUUCCGGUGUAUAUUGCAUUUCCUAGUCACUCCAAUCCCUAAAAUAUUUUGAUUUAUUUCAUGAUCAGGUCUCUAUUAUAGCCUUAUUUUUUUCAAAAUCCUAAUCUGUCUUCUUCCUUUUUUUUUAAUAAAUAGAGUUUGGUAACUCUGAGUUUUCUCAAGUCUGUCAUGGUGACUGUGCGUCGCAGAUGGGGUUCUGGUUUUGUUUUGCUCGAUCAUUUGAGUUUGUUAACGCCAUGAAGAUUUUUCUGUCUUGAAUCCAAAUGUGGGAUAUAGCAAUUAAGCAAUUUGCUAAGUUAUAUCUACUGAGCACAUGAAGGUCUUUGCUUGGACCUCGGGUGGAGAUAACAAGUAUAUCAAAGGUCAUUGCUGCCGUUGCUGAUCCUUUUGCAAUGUUAACACUAAUAUUCUACUCCAAACUGCGGAAGAGAUGUUUUCAUUUAGAAAUGGCGUGGGACAGGUUAUAUAGUUCAGCUUAUCAUUUUGAAUAUCUAAAAUUUUAUAAUCGAGCUCAAAGAUAUUCAGAAGCAUUUUCAUUUCAUGGAAGUUGUGGGUGGAGUUUUGCUCCACAACCAUUGGUCGUAUUUGGAGGAGGCAGUGGCGUCAGUCUACUUGGUAGGACAGGAUGUUUCACCCCAAUGGUGGGAGAGUUGUUUUAUUUGAGGUUCCUGUCAAGAAUACCCCGAUGUUAUUUAUCUUUAUGGAGAAUCGUGCCUGCAAUUGCCUGUCUGUUGGAGUGA
Spirodela intermedia is the source of this 4225-nucleotide messenger RNA. The record is from the annotation of a GenBank genome assembly. Lineage: Eukaryota; Viridiplantae; Streptophyta; Magnoliopsida; Alismatales; Araceae.